Molecule: messenger RNA, 1451 nt
Organism: Salvelinus sp. IW2-2015
Lineage: Eukaryota; Metazoa; Chordata; Actinopteri; Salmoniformes; Salmonidae
Product: vesicle-associated membrane protein-associated protein B
Biological process (GO): endoplasmic reticulum membrane organization
Cellular component (GO): endoplasmic reticulum membrane; plasma membrane
Molecular function (GO): FFAT motif binding
Source: RefSeq, a predicted model, not a curated record
UGACGUCACACGGAGCCCUUCCUUCCUGCUCUCUGCUUGCUAGCUUAGCUUCAGCUGUUGUUGGCAGUUCAAGUUUUUUUAUCCUCAGCUAUACCUUACCGAAGUCAGGUCGUAUCCAGGAGCAUUUACAAUAGCCAUAAUAACAACAGCGGCGACAUAUAGUCCAGGUAAUUUAUAUUAGAAAGGCUUACGAACGUCUGGGACAUGGCCAGACAAGAACAAGUCCUCCAGCUUGAGCCACCACACGAACUGACAUUUAGAGGUCCAUUUACAGAUGUUGUCACGGCCACCCUGAAGCUAGGCAACCCAACAGAUAGAAAUGUCUGUUUCAAAGUCAAGACGACCGCGCCCCGUCGAUACUGUGUCCGUCCAAACAGUGGCAUCAUUGACGCAGGCACCUCCGUCAAUGUAUCUGUUAUGCUACAGCCUUUCGACUAUGAUCCCAAUGAAAAGAGCAAACACAAAUUCAUGGUGCAGUCCGUGCUUGCUCCGUAUGACAUGACUGACAUGGAAGGGGUGUGGAAAGAGGCAAAGCCAGAGGAGCUAAUGGACUCCAAGUUGAGAUGUGCAUUUGAGCUGCCGCUAGAGAAUGACAAAAUUCAUGACAGUGAAAGCAACACAAAUGUGUCCUCCGCCCCCGUAAAGCCAGAGCUCUCCUCACUCCCUAAGUCGGCCAGCUCCUCCCUGGAUGACGGGGAGGUGAAGAAGAUCACGGAGGAGUGCAAGAGGCUGCAGAUGGAGGUCCAGAGGUUACGGGAAGAGAACAAACAGAUCAGGGAGGACGAUGGUCUACGGAAGAGGAAAGUCACCUCCAUGGUGUCCUCCCCCCACCCCUCUUCCUCCCAGGCCAUGACGAAGGAGGAGGGCCUAAGUACCCGUGUUCUGGCGCUCUGUGUGCUGUUCUUCGUCAUCGGAGUCAUCAUCGGGAAAUUGGUCCUGUAAACAGCCAGUGGCAGCGUGCUCGGAGGACCGAACAAAACAACAACGGGAUGUAUACUUUUUGUUGUUGUUGCAUAAUGCAACAUCACACGUUUAUUUGAGUAGUGACAUUUUUUAACAUAAAGCGAAGAAGGUAAUCAAGAGUCGUCUUGCCUUUUUAAAAUCACUCUAUUCUCAGUCCUUCCACUCCUACUCGCACAGAUACAGUACCAAUUAUUGUGUGGGGAAGUGGCAACUUUGUGAUCUAUAAGUAGCAAUGUGUUCCAGUAAGGCCAAGGCUUUUCCUACUGCAGGAUUAACGUGACAGUUCUGAUGUUGUGUGAAUGUUUUAAUCAUUGCUUUUUUAAGGGAAGGACACCGUAUGUUGUGAGUCGAGAGGCUGCUUUUGAGUUUUAGCAUGAAUGGGUAAUUAUGUAAAUCCAGUCAUCCAAAAUUAUUCCUUUAUAAAACAGAAAAUGGAUUUAGGAGGUAACUGAAAAUAAAAUGUUAACCAUUGUUUUGUCCCAAAGAGA